Molecule: messenger RNA, 4366 nt
Organism: Agelaius phoeniceus (red-winged blackbird)
Lineage: Eukaryota; Metazoa; Chordata; Aves; Passeriformes; Icteridae
Gene: CALCR
Product: calcitonin receptor
Biological process (GO): cell surface receptor signaling pathway; adenylate cyclase-activating G protein-coupled receptor signaling pathway; positive regulation of cytosolic calcium ion concentration
Cellular component (GO): axon; plasma membrane
Molecular function (GO): calcitonin receptor activity
Source: RefSeq, a predicted model, not a curated record
AUGAAAAAAACAACCCAGAGUUGCUUCUUAUUCAUCAUCCUUCUAACUAGAAUUGUUCCAAGUCUUUCUUCUGCUGUAAAUUAUACUGAUACUACAUUAGAGCCUGUAGUAACUGAAAAUUCAGUCAUACGGCAGAAGAUAAUAGAUUCACAGUUCAAAUGUUACGAGAGGAUGAACAGAGCUCCUCCAUACAAGAAAAAAGGUCUGUUCUGCAACCGAACAUGGGAUGGCUGGUUGUGCUGGGAUGACACACCUGCUGGAAGGCUCACUGCUCAGAAUUGUCCAGAUUAUUUUCCAGACUUCGAUCCAACUGAGAGGGCCUCAAAAUAUUGUGAUGAAACUGGAAAUUGGUUCCGCCAUCCUGAGAGCAACCGAACUUGGUCCAACUACACCCUGUGCAACUCUUUCACCUCUGAAAAAUUGAAGAUGGCGUUCAUACUUUACUAUAUGGCAAUCGUUGGUCACGCUUUGUCUAUAACAUCCCUGUUGAUUUCCUUGGCAAUUUUCUUCUAUUUCAAGAGCCUCAGCUGUCAAAGGAUAACACUGCAUAAGAAUUUGUUCUUUUCCUAUGUGCUGAACUCCAUGUUUACAAUUGCCCACCUCAUUGCUGUCGUUCCUAACCCAGGCCUUGUAAAAAGGGACCCUGUAAGCUGCAAAGUGCUGCAAUUCUUUCAUCAGUACAUGCUGGGCUGCAACUACUUCUGGAUGCUCUGUGAAGGCAUUUAUCUCCACACGCUGAUCGUGGUGGCAGUGUUUGCUGAAGAACAGCGUUUGCACUGGUAUUACCUCUUGGGCUGGGGGUUCCCUUUAGUGCCAGCAUCCAUUCAUGCAGUUGCAAGAGCCAGAUACUUCAAUGACAACUGCUGGAUGAGUGUUGACACACACUUGCUUUAUAUUGUUCAUGGACCUGUAAUGGCAGCUUUAUUGGUCAAUUUUUUCUUUUUGCUGAACAUUGUCCGAGUUUUGGUGACAAAGCUGAGAGAUACCCACCGUGCUGAGUCCAACAUGUAUAUGAAAGCUGUCAGAGCUACUUUAAUCCUGGUGCCCUUACUGGGAAUUCAGUUUGUUAUUAUUCCCUGGAGACCAGAAAACCGACUUGCUGGAGAAAUAUAUGAUUACAUCAUGCACAUACUAAUGCAUUACCAGGGCUUACUUGUGGCUACCAUAUUCUGCUUCUUCAAUGGUGAGGUCCAAGGAGCUCUGAAGAGGCAGUGGGCACAGUACAAAACGCAGUGGGGCCAGAGGCGCCGGGAGCACUGUUCCACGCGAUCUACCUCCUACACGGCCACGUCCAUCACUGAGGUCCCUGUGUACCUGUACCACCACGAUGCCAACAAUGAACACUUAAAUGGGAGAUAUGCAGAGGACUCUGAACUUGUUGCAUUAAAAUCUGGAGACACGUCUGCCUAGCUCAGCACCAGCCACUGCAAACACAUUGUUUCAUGUUCUGCUUGUGAGAAAACUGGGGAGAAGGGUGGGAGUGUGGAAAUCCAAGAUGCUGUGUCAGAGUGCAGGCCCAGGCAGAAGGACACAUCCUAUUCAAACUACAUCAACCUCUGACAGCAAUGAUGUUGAGGGAGUGUGAUGCACACCUGGAAUAGCAUUUCUCCCUGUGCAUUGCAGAAGGGAGUGAACAUGGACCUGCCCACCAGGCUCUGUAAUCUCCACAUCUCCUGAUACCUGUAUGAAGUGACCAUCUGACAUUUGUAACAGCCCCAGGUAGCCAAUAGCAAAUAGGAAAGAAAGAACCAGUAUGUGGAAAUUGGAAACUUUCAGCACUUUUUGCUUUUGGUAAUUUUCAUUAACACUAGAUUUUAAACCAUCAACUUUCACUAAGUGUAACUGAAUUUGAGUCAUUCAUUUUUCCCUUUAAAUGAGCUUGAUGGCUGCUUAAAAGAUUUUGCACAUUGCAAGAAAAAUCAACCAUAUGAACAACAGAAAGACAUUCCAAAGUAUUGAAAUCUUGAUGCUUUCCAAAGAAUGCCACAAAAUAAUAACUACCCCAAAGGAUACCCCAAAAUAUUAUCCUCCCUUUAGCAGGGGCAUAAAGCAAAUUAAGGUGAAAGAGUCAUUGCAUACCAAGAUCUCAAACACCCUCAGAGAUACAAAUCAAUUCUUCAGGCUUAAUGACACAAGUCCUGAAGGCAUCUCAGAAUAGAUUUUGUUUAACAUACUGGUAGCUCAAGAAUAUUUAUUUAUAGGAAAAAUUGUCCCCCUAUUACUCUAGCCAGAAACAUAUCAUUAAGACACAAUUCUCUCACUCUGAAUAAACUGUGAAAUUAGUUUGGGAACUAUGUUUUAUUUAACAGGCAUUCUGAGUUGAGUGCUAGAUGAAUGCUUGUCUCUGUAAUAAAUUUGUGAUCAUGGCUGAAAAUGUUCCCAUGAAAGAAAUCAGGAAUCAAUACCUUAGCACGGGAAACAUCCACUUUUAGAUCUGGUUGCUCUCCUGAGUUGCUAAUCAUGACAUAGUUUUGCCAAAAAACUUUAUGAUCUAUUUCUACUUCUAUUGAAAUUAGCACACAAAUCCCUGUUAACUUGGAUGAGCAAUGAACAGCUCUCUUCAGUGUUCAGGAAUGAGUUACGCAAUAGAGUUCAGUGUAGGCUUCAAAAACAUGAGGCCAUUUCCUCCACAGUGAUUUGAAACCAUUUUUAAAUGUUGUAUCCAGCCAGGCUGAUUUUCCUUCCCUGACACAACCAGACUCAAAGCUUUACCCUCAAUUUGUAGAUUUUAAAUGGAGAAAAAAUGUACAUGUCUAGCUACAUGAGUCACCACCUCACUGGAAAAGUCCCCUCCAGGAGUGAGUUCAUGAGGCAGAGCUGUAAAGCCAGCACUGUGAAAAGGGACCAGAUUCACCCUGUCCAUACAUGAGGCAAUGCCUUGCAGGGAGGGAGGCUGCUCUGUUUUCACCACCAGCACACCCACCAGCUGUGCACCAUGGCACAUUGUCCCCAGAAUGAGGAGGAAGCUGCCGGCUCUGCCACUGUAGAACAAAGGAGGAGCUGGGGAACAAGAAGGAGCUGUCUGCUGGCGGCGCAGAUCAUCACAUGGUCAGUCCAGUGGAACGCUCACAAGAAAACACCAUCGUGUGUGUUUGUUCAAGCCACAUACCUAUUUUUCAGACUUCAAGGAAUACAAAGACAGUUAUUUUUUCAAACAACAGUAUUUCUCAUAUUGCUGUUUCUACUUUCACCAGUGAACAAUACAAAAUAGAGGAGCCAGUUGUUAAAGACAAUAAAGUGGCUCUGCUAUGAAUCUGUAUUAUUUUGGAUAGCUUUGGGGCGCACUGCACUUCCCAGGAGGGCUGCAAGAAGGCAUUCCUGCUUUCUAAAGACACAAAUAAGCUGAUUGUAAAAGAAAUGUGCAUAAUAUAGAGAGUUUAAUAAUGAACAUGUCAGUUUUAAUAAUGUAAAGUUUACAACAUGUAAGUGCAAGUUGUUCCACAGUCAGCUAUGUUCAUGUAGAUGUACAAAAUGGAAAUGCUUUACCAUUAUACUGAUUGUUUUCUUUCUUCUAUAAUGAUAUUUUCUUGCUCUGUUUAGUAGAGUGCUCUGAAAAGUCACAUUCAGAAUCUGAGGUUUAGGAUAUUGUUUGCAGCUUCGGUGUGCUUGUGUCAGUCUUUAUGGAAGUUUUGGUUUCAGUCAAGGGAUGAUGAUUUCACAAAAAAAUUGGUAAAACAUACACACUGACUUUAGGGCUGUCAUCACACUUGGGUUUUGUAGGAAAGGCUGAGUUUUAAAGGUACUUACUGAGUAAUUUCUAAUCAAAAUAUUUUCCAAUGGGAAAUGCUAUUUUUCUUCAUCUCAACAUGGUUUGAAAUGCCAUAAUUGCACACAUAAGGUACAUUUUAUUCUCUGCUUUAUAAAUAGCACCAUACACUAGUGACAGUAAUAUUGAGAAUGCUGAUACAACCUCAAUAAUUCCAAUUAUGACAAUAGGCUGAUUUGACUCAAAUAGAUUUCACAAGAACAGCAGAAACAUAUAAUUAAUGUAUCAGUGUAUCAAAAAGUAUGGAAGGAGCUGACACUUGAAUCAGUGGAUUCAAGGUGUAUUUUAAGAGGAAAGCAACCUUACAUUUAUCACCUCUGCAGUACCUGCUUCCUCUCAAACACCACACCCAACACAUGAAAACCCAGUUUAGUGAGCAUUUGCUCUUGCAGAAGGUUUUGUGUGGUUGCUCUGAGCAACCAAAUCUAUCAGGAAGAUAGAUUUAGAUGGAUGCUGGUUGUAAUGCUUUAUGAGAUACAGAAACACAGCACAAAUUAAAAUAUUUGUUGUGGCAUGGGAUGUUGAAAGUAAGACUUGAUUUUUAUUUUAUUUACUUAAUAAAUAUAUUUUAUCUGAAAUAAAAGAGCAACAAAAGUACAA